This is a messenger RNA of Closterium sp. Naga37s-1, 539 nucleotides long. The record is from the annotation of a GenBank genome assembly. NCBI's taxonomy places the organism in Eukaryota, Viridiplantae, Streptophyta, Zygnematophyceae, Desmidiales, Closteriaceae.
CGCGCACGCUGCAGCGCCUCAAGGACGGCGCCAGGGCAGUCUUCACUUCCUCCGCCUCUCCGCCAUCCGCACACGCCCUCCCCGCAACUGCGCCAAUCUACACCCCAGCCGAACAUCCCGCGCGACCUGCGCCAGUCGAAGAGUUUGCGCCGCAGUAUUUCCCUCCUGCGGUUGCCCCCGCCGCCAGCCCUAGUAUGCUCCGCCAGUGGUGGCAGCCCGCGGCAGUGGGGCAGCAGAGGCGCGCGCAGGGGCAGGCGGAGCGGGCCGGCGCAGGAGGUGGACUGGGGAGCGUAGCCAGCAGCGGAGUCCGCGCAUGCUGUUGUGGGGACGGGGGGAGUUCAGCCGCGCACAGUGGCGGAGCGUGCAUGCGGUGCAGGUCCCGUGUUCACUUACAUCCUACCCUUUCCUUUGCCUCCCUUCAUCUGCACUUCUCUCCCGAUUGUCUUCCCCCCUUCCCCUCGCACCUGCUCACCAUAUGCAGCUACGACCAGCGCAUGGAUCGGUUCUUCUGCAUCGAUUGCUCGCACCACCACUGCUGA